Messenger RNA from Punica granatum (pomegranate), 4370 nucleotides. Lineage: Eukaryota; Viridiplantae; Streptophyta; Magnoliopsida; Myrtales; Lythraceae. The record is from RefSeq and is a predicted model, not a curated record.
GAAAGAGAGCGAUAGAAAGCUGAUGCUAAUCAGAGAGAGAGAUUUCACUGGAUACAGCAAGCUCUCUCUCUCUGUUGUUUAGAGAGAGAAAGUAUAAAAGGGUUUAGAACAGAAUGGGACAGGAGCAGAAAUAAAAAAAAAAAGAGGACAUUUCAGUAUAUCUGAAUGUGAAUUCUGAUCUCAUAUGGGUUUUGUGUACGGGAGGAGGUAAAAGGAGAGAGGCUUCAAUAUCAAUUCUUGCUAAUGGUAGCGAGAAAGAGUGUUGAUAAAAGUGAAGUGAAGGGUUGUUGCAGCCCAGCUGAAUUAGCUGCAAAAGGACACAUUCUGCAAGCGAGAAAAGCAAAAACAAAAGGAGGAGAAGGGAGGGGCCAAGCGAAAUACUCUUUCACAAGCCGGAAACCCUAACCCUAGAUAUAUUACUUGAGGUUACCGCCGCCGCCGCCGCCGCCGCCGCCGCCCUCCAGUCUGCUCUCUCUCCCUCUCCUCCCAAUGGAGAGCAUCCUUCUGCGCUGGGGCUGAUCACCUCUCUGUCUCAGUUUAGCAUUGAAUCUUUGCGCUGGAGCGAUUAGGUGCUGCAGGGACGAUGUCAUCGUUAAGUAGGGAAUUGGUAUUUUUAAUUCUUCAGUUCUUGGAUGAGGAGAAGUUCAAAGAAACUGUUCACAAGCUAGAGCAGGAAUCAGGGUUUUUCUUUAAUAUGAAGCAUUUUGAAGAUCAAGUCCAAGCAGGUGAAUGGGAUGAAGUCGAACGCUAUCUAUCUGGAUUUACGAAAGUUGAAGAUAACCGCUAUUCAAUGAAGAUAUUCUUUGAGAUUAGGAAACAGAAGUACUUGGAAGCUCUUGAUAGGCAGGAUCGAGCGAAUGCUGUUGAGAUUCUUGUGAGGGACCUUAAAGUUUUUGCAUCCUUUAAUGAAGAGCUCUUUAAGGAAAUCACACAACUGCUGACGCUUGAUAACUUCAGGCAAAAUGAACAGCUUUCAAAGUAUGGAGACACAAAGUCAGCUCGAAAUAUUAUGCUCGUGGAACUUAAAAAGCUUAUUGAAGCUAACCCACUGUUCCGCGAUAAGCUUUCUUUUCCUGCUUUCAAGAGUUCAAGGCUGAGGACCUUAAUAAAUCAGAGUCUGAACUGGCAACAUCAACUUUGCAAGAAUCCACGGUCAAAUCCUGACAUAAAGACCCUAUUUGUUGACCAUACUUGCAAUCCGACUGCAAAUGGAGCUCGACCUCCUCCUCCUGCUAACAAUCCAUUGGUAGGACCCAUCCCUAAGGCUGGGGCAUUUCCACCUAUUGGAGCUCACGGUCCAUUUCAGCCUGUAGUCUCACCAUCCCCUGGUGCCAUAGCUGGUUGGAUGUCUAGUGCAAAUCCUUCUUUGCCUCAUCACCCGGUGGCAGCUGGCCCCCCUGGCCUUGUGCAGACUUCUGGUGCAGCUGCCUUCUUGAAACACCCGAGGACACCAAGUGGUGCAACCGGGAUGGAUUAUCAGCCAGCUGACCCUGAGCACUUGAUGAAGAGGAUUCGCACAGGCCAAUCUGAUGAUGUGUCCUUUUCUGGUGCAUCACAUUCUCCAAAUGUUUACUCACAAGAUGACCUUCCUAAAACUGUUGUCCGGGCUAUUAAUCAAGGAUCUAAUGUCAUGAGCAUGGAUUUUCAUCCACAACAGCAGACUCUACUUCUAGUUGGGACCUAUCUCGGUGAAAUUAGCCUCUGGGAAGUGGGAUCGAGGGAGAGGUUGGCACAUAAACCUUUUAAGGUUUGGGAUAUCUCAGCACCUUCAAUGCCUUUACAGUCAGCUUUGCUAAAUGAUGCUGCUAUAUCAGUGAAUAGAUGUGUUUGGGGCCCAGAUGGACUUAUACUGGGUGUCGCAUUUUCGAAGCAUAUUGUCCAGAUAUACACUUAUAAUCCACAUGGAGAGCUCAGGCAGCAUUUGGAAAUUGAUGCCCAUAUUGGGGGUGUAAAUGACAUUGCAUUUGCUCAUCCAAACAAGCAAUUGUGUAUCGUAACAUGUGGCGAUGAUAAGACAAUUAAGGUAUGGGAUGCUGUGGCUGGCCGCAGGCAGUACACAUUUGAAGGCCAUGAAGCACCAGUAUAUUCAGUAUGCCCUCAUUACAAAGAAAACAUUCAGUUCAUUUUCUCAACUGCCAUUGAUGGGAAAAUAAAAGCAUGGUUGUAUGAUUGCUUGGGAUCUAGGGUGGACUAUGAUGCACCAGGUUUUUGGUGCACCAUGAUGGCAUACAGUGCUGAUGGAACCAGGCUGUUUUCGUGUGGAACAAGUAAGGAGGGCGAGUCUCACUUAGUUGAGUGGAAUGAAACUGAGGGUGCUAUCAAAAGGACAUAUUCUGGUUUUAGGAAGCGAUCUCUAGGUGUUGUCCAGUUCGACACAACAAGGAAUCGAUUCUUAGCUGCUGGUGAUGAAUGCCAAAUUAAGUUUUGGGAUAUGGAUAAUACCAGCAUGUUGACGGCUGUAGAUGCAGAUGGCGGGUUGCCUGCUAGUCCCAGAUUGAGAUUUAACAAGGAAGGUUCAUUAUUGGCUGUCACGGCAAAUGAUAGUGGUAUCAAGAUAUUGGCUAAUACUGAUGGUAUGCGUUUGAUAAGGAUGCUGGAGAGUCGAGCUAUUGAAAAAAAUCGAGCGCCUCCUGAGCCCAUGAAUUCGAAGCCUUUAAUUGUAAAUGCACUUGGUCCUGUGGCAACCGUCUCUGCUUCCAUGGCUUCAAUGCCAGAACGUCCUGAUAGAAUGCAGGCAGCUGUUUCUAUCAACAGUCUGGGACCUAUGGAGAGUGGUAGGCUUGUUGAUAUCAAGCCCCGAAUUGCCGAUGAUGUCGAUAAGAUCAAGACCUGGAAAAUGUCUGAUGCAGUUGAUCCUUCUCAACUGAAAACUUUGCGGUUACCUGACAGCCUGACUACGGGCAAGGUGGUAAGGCUGAUAUACACCAAUUCUGGGCUAGCUUUGCUGGCUCUUGCUUCUAAUGCCGUUCACAAGCUUUGGAAAUGGCAGCGCAGUGAAAGGAAUCCUUCAGGGAAGGCUACUGCACAUAUUGUACCACAGCUGUGGCAGCCACCUAAUGGAACUCUUAUGACAAAUGACAUAAGUGACAGUAAAUCACCAGAAGAAUCUGCUGCUUGCAUUGCCCUAUCUAAAAAUGAUUCUUAUGUCAUGUCAGCUUCUGGUGGGAAGAUUUCAUUGUUCAACAUGAUGACGUUUAAGGUCAUGACAACGUUUAUGUCUCCACCUCCUGCUGCCACUUUUUUGGCAUUUCAUCCUCAAGAUAAUAAUAUAAUUGCGAUAGGCAUGGAAGAUUCUACCAUUCAGAUAUACAACGUGAGGGUUGAUGAGGUGAAAACCAAAUUGAAGGGACAUCAGAAUCGGAUCACGGGGCUGGCAUUUUCUCAAAAUUUAAAUGCACUGGUUUCCUCUGGUGCUGAUGCUCAGCUAUGUAUGUGGAGCAUUGAUGGAUGGGAGAAGAAGAAGAGUAGGUUAAUUCAAGCACCUGCAGGUCAACAGUCCCCAUUGGUUGGAGAGACAAAAGUCCAGUUCCACAAUGAUCAAAUCCACCUUCUGGUUGUCCACGAGAGUCAAAUUGCUGUCUACGAUAGCAAGCUUGAAUGUUUGCGCUCCUGGUCCCCAAAAGACAAUCUCAAUGCUCCGAUAUCGAGUGGAAUAUAUUCAUGUGAUGGGUUACUGGUCUAUGCUGCUUUCUGUGAUGGAGCUGUAGCGGUGUUUGAUGCGGAUAGCUUGAGGCUGAGGUGCCGUAUUGCAUCUUCUGCCUACAUACACCCCCCAACUGUCAGGUUAGUGAGUGGGACUGCUGCUUUCCCAACGGUGAUAGCUGCUCAUCCAUCUGAGGCAAACCAGAUUGCGCUGGGAAUGAGUGAUGGUACGGUGCAUGUCCUCGAGCCAGGCGAUGUAGAACAGAAGUGGGGCGGCAGUGGUGCUUCCGCACAGGAUAAUGGGCCCCUACCCUCAAAUUCAUCAAAUCAUUCGCUGAACGGGCAACCACCGGAAAUGUCGAUGCCUUCGAGAUGAUGUUAUGGAUGUAGAGCUAGGUAACUAUAGAGGAGGAUGGUAGGAGCCACUCUCCUGAACUAUUACUAAUUCCCUUUAUGUUUUUUCCCCCCUCGUCUUCUUUUUGGGGAGGAGUGGUGGGGUGGACCAAUUUUAUUGGUAUUUACAGGCGUUCCCACCCCUUGUUGAUCAUUAUUAUAACUAUAUUCGUUGUAAAUCUUAUGUUAGAGUAAGAUCAUGCGCAGGUUCAUUCUAUAUAAUGUCAAAUGUUUGUUUAAUAACUCCUUAGAAGAACAAGCACAUUGUAUAUUUGGCUUAAUUUAGGUUUGGGCAAUGAUCCUUCAGAAUGCACGUGCGAUGAUUUGGUCGAGCC